This is a messenger RNA of Phoenix dactylifera (date palm), 293 nucleotides long. RefSeq lists its product as uncharacterized. NCBI's taxonomy places the organism in Eukaryota, Viridiplantae, Streptophyta, Magnoliopsida, Arecales, Arecaceae. The record is from RefSeq and is a predicted model, not a curated record.
AUGGGGCUGAUGGAAGGCCAGCAGCUGGAGAGCUUCAUGGAGACCAUAAAGUCAACUGUGAGAUGGGUGAAGAAAGCCAAGAACAAAAACAAGAAGAAGACGUACGUGAAGAUGGCUAAGAGCCCCAGCAUGAUGGCCGCGAUCCAAAGCCGGAAGGCCCGAAAACUCAUCGAUGAGACGCUUCAGGCCGCCGAUCGCCCCGGCAAGACCUCCAUUCCCUCCUGAUUUCCAUUUGAUUUAAUCUCUCUCAAACAAAUCCAUUUCGUUAUCAAAGAAUAUCUUCCGGAUGUGUU